GGUGGGUUUGUUUGUGUGUAAUAAUAGUAGUAAAAGUUGAAGUCUCUGCGCUGCCUGUAAAAUCACUAGGACUUGAUGGGUAAAACAAUUCAAGUGUUUGGAUUCCCUUAUCCUGUGUCUGCAGAAGAAGUUAAGGUAUAUUUAGAAGAAUAUACAGAUGAAGGAACUGUAUAUGCUUUAGAAAUUAGGAAGAAAGGAGGAUCAAGAGCGUGUGCUACAGUUCAAUUCACAACUACGGAUGCCGCUGACCAUAUUAUCUCCUUGGCAACACCAUACCUAUGGUAUGGGUCUUCUUAUUUGAGUGUGCGGAAAAUGAAAUGUGAUAUCAUACCAAAGCCGAUUACCGAUGUGCAAAAGAUGAAAGGAGUUCCACUGCAUUUUGGAUGUCAGGUCUCGAAGGACAAAUUUUCAGUGUUCUGGGAGAGCAGAAACGUUUCUGUGAAAAUGGGGAAUGGAAGUAGUAAAUAUUACUUUUUUCUGUCCUAUCUUUCUGCAGAGUACAAGCUUGAGCUCUCUGAUGAGAACAUCAGUAACAUCGAACUACGUCGUCCACAUGGUCAAGCUGAAGCCUUUCUAGUCUUUCAGCUACUUGGUGCUCCUCGAAUUUAUGAGAAACUUGAAGAAACUUCUAAUGGCCAGUGGGUCAGGGCUACUGAUUUCACUCCAUCAUGCUGUAUUGGGCAAUCUUCUGCUUUAUGUUUGGAGCUACCACAUGGUUCGCAUGGUUUUCUAACUUCAGUUUCCCCUGCAAUUGAAAGCCAAUUCAUUUUGGAGAGUGGUAACCCUUUUUCUCACAAUUUGGAUCUUGUCCCCAUCAUGGGUCCUCCUCCCCAAGGGCCUGAAUUGCCAUUUCAAAUAUUAUUUAAGAUAAGUUCCCUGGUUCAGCAUGGAUAUCUUCCUGGGCCCUCACUUGAUAUCAAUUUUUUCCGGUUGAUUGAUCCUCAGAGAAUAGAUAUUGCAUAUAUACAUCGUGCCUUGCUGAGCUUGUGUCAUUUAAAAAAUUGUUGCUAUGAGCCAGCAAGGUGGCUCGCUAAGCAAUAUAACGAAUACCUCAUGUCUCAGAAACCUCUUGUACGGCCUGCUAUUACUUCAGAUGUUGGGUUGGUAUAUGUUCGUAGGGUUCUAAUAACUCCUUGCAAAGUGUAUUUCUACGGCCCAGAGGUCAACAUUUCUAAUCGUGUGUUACGCAAUUAUCCCGACGACAUCGACAAUUUUCUUCGGGUUUCUUUCGUUGAUGAAGAGUUAAAUAAACUGCAUUCCACACACUUAUCCCCGCGUAUUGCUUCUGGAAAUGAGGAAAGGAGAACUGACAUUUAUAAGAGAAUACUAUCAACGCUUAGAAAUGGCAUAGUUAUUGGUAGUAAGAAGUUUGAUUUUCUUGCGUUCUCAUCAAGUCAAUUACGGGAUAAUUCUGCGUGGAUGUUUGCAUCCAGAAAUGGUCUUACUGCUGCUGAUAUAAGGAAAUGGAUGGGUGAUUUUCGUAUGAUCAGAAAUGUGGCAAAAUAUGCUGCCAGACUUGGUCAAUCUUUCAGUUCAUCCACAGAGACUUUAAAUGUUGGUAGGCAUGAAGUUGAAGAUAUUCCUGACGUGGAGGUUGAAAGCGAAGAAGCCAAAUAUGUUUUCUCUGAUGGAAUAGGGAAAAUAUCUGCUGACUUUGCCCAGAGAGUUGCUAUCAAAUGUGGUCUUAAAAAUACUCCAUCUGCCUUUCAGAUUCGAUAUGCAGGGUACAAAGGAGUAGUUGCUGUUGAUCCCAUGUCAUCAAUGAAAUUGUCAUUAAGAAAGAGCAUGCUCAAGUAUGAAUCUGAAAACACAAAAUUAGAUGUUUUGGCAUGGAGCAAAUAUCAUCCUUGUUUUCUGAAUCGCCAAUUGAUAACACUUUUGUCUACCCUUGGGGUUAGGGAUCGUGUCUUUGAAAAAAAGCAAAGGGAGGUAGUGCAGCAACUGGAUACUAUUUUAGCAGAUCCAUUAAGGGCACAGGAGGCACUAGAGUUGAUGUCUCCAGGAGAGAACACAAAGAUUCUUAGGGAAAUGCUUUUGUGUGGUUAUAAGCCUAAUGUUGAACCAUUCCUCUCAAUGAUGCUUCAUACUUUCAGGGCAUCAAAGUUACUGGACUUGCGGAUCAAGACAAGGAUAUUUGUUCGGAGUGGAAGAUUAAUGAUGGGAUGUUUAGAUGAAACUGGAACCUUGGAGUAUGGGCAGGUAUUUGUGCAAACUUCUGGUGGUGGACGUAGGCCAUUUUAUGAUGAUUCACCUCUUGCGAUCAUUGACUAUGGUUCAGACUCACAUAACUCUGUCAUUGAUGGGAAGGUUUUUGUUGCUAAAAACCCAUGCUUGCACCCAGGUGAUGUUCGUGUCUUGAAGGCUGUUGAUGUGCCAGCUUUGCACCAUAUGGUGGAUUGUAUCGUUUUUCCACAGAAUGGAAAGAGACCCCAUCCAAAUGAAUGCUCUGGAAGUGAUUUGGAUGGAGAUGAUUACUUUGUCUGUUGGGACCCUGAUCUGAUUCCACGUCGUCAAAUCCAUCCCAUGGAUUAUAGCCCAGCACCAAGUAUCUCGUUGGAUCAUGAGGUUACAAUAGAGGAAGUCCAGGAGUAUUUUACGAACUAUAUGCUGAAUGACAGUUUAGGAAUCAUUGCAAAUGCCCACACAAUUUUUGCUGAUAAGGAACCUUUGAAAGCAAUGAGUAAUCCUUGUAUAGAGCUUGCGAGGCUACACUCAGUUGCUGUUGACUUUCCAAAGACCGGUGUGCCGGCUGAUAUACCACCUCAUUUACGUGUAAAAAAAUACCCAGAUUUUAUGGAAAAGCCCGACAAGCCCACUUAUGAAUCACAACGUGUGAUCGGAAAGCUUUAUCGGGAGGUGAAAGACGCGGUACCACUCACAAGCACUUUUAAAACGUUCACAAAGGAAGUGGCAACACAGUCAUAUGAUCCUGAUAUGGAAGUAGAUGGUUUUAAGAAUUACAUCGAUGAUGCAAUUGAAUGUAAAUCUAUGUAUGAUUUCAAGUUGGGCAACCUGAUGGAUGACUAUGGCAUCACAACUGAGGCUGAAAUACUUAGUGGUAACAUCGUGCAAAUGUCAAAAUAUUAUAACAAGAGAAAGGAGGCAGAUAAAAUUUGUUUGGCUAUAAGGUCCUUGAGGAAGGAAGCUAGGACCUGGUUCAAAACAAAAGGGAGUCAGUUUGAAGUUGAGAGUGUAUAUGCUAAAGCAUCAGCUUGGUACUAUGUUACAUAUCAUCCUAGUUUUUGGGGUCAAUGCAGCGAGGGAACGGAACAUGAUCAUUUCCUAAGCUUUCCUUGGUGUGUGUAUGACAAGUUGAUCCGCAUCAAGAAGGAUAAAUCAAGGUACCGGACUUCCCAAAUGUCUUCACUUGAACAGAAGUACAGUAACGGAUUGAGUUUGAGAUGAGAAGUUUGCCAUCAAGACGGUUCAAAUUUUUUGCCUAUUCAAAACAUUUGAAGGUAAUCGUUACUCGUGGUCCUCUUCCACAUCUUUUGCAUAUGUACAUAUGUUUUGUGUCCGUAGUUUGUGUAUGGCUUGAAUGUUUGCGUGUGUAGUUUGUGUAUGGCUUGAAUGUUUCUGUGUGUAGUUUGUGUAUGGCUUGAAUGUUUGUGUCUGUACUUUGUGUCUGUACUUUGUGUAUGGCUAAUGUUGAGACUGAAAUUAGUCACUUGUCAUCAAAUAGACUGUAAUUUCUGCUUCCCUGUCAUAUUUUUAGAUGAGCUUCUUGUUGUCUGGAGA
This is a messenger RNA of Cornus florida, 3738 nucleotides long. RefSeq names its product probable RNA-dependent RNA polymerase 1. Gene Ontology annotation, cellular component: nuclear RNA-directed RNA polymerase complex. Gene Ontology annotation, molecular function: RNA-directed RNA polymerase activity; nucleic acid binding. The transcript has 5 exons. The record is from RefSeq and is a predicted model, not a curated record. Gene Ontology annotation, biological process: siRNA processing. Bases 76 to 3405 code for a protein of 1109 amino acids. NCBI's taxonomy places the organism in Eukaryota, Viridiplantae, Streptophyta, Magnoliopsida, Cornales, Cornaceae.